AUGGCUGCUGUCGUUAAUGGCGUUCCCGUCGCGAUACCACCACCCGAAGGCUACAAGGUCGACUUUGAUAACCCGCAACGGAACAGUGUCACUGCAGCAUACUGGCUUUAUGGCAUUGGGAAUUUCUUGACCGUCUUGUUCAUUGCACAGAGAACUAACGUGCUCGAGCGUCUAGGGGACUUUAUCCGCGGCAUAAUGGGCACCCACGGAUGGGAGAUGCCAAUAACCAAGUUCGCCCAGUUCGCACGAGCCCUCUACCUCCUACCAAUCCUCUACAACCCCGUCCAAUGCGGCGCAAAGAUGGCUUUGCUUCUCGUCUACCGUCGGCUUGCACCACAAAAGUGGUUUCAUUUCACAAUCUGGGCUACUUCGUUUGUGGUGAUUGGGUCCUCGAUUGCGAUCACGUUUACGACAAUCUUCCCGUGCAAACCUGUAAGAGCAGGCUGGGACAUUACAAUCACCGAUAAGAAGUGUAUCGAUCGACCAGCGGUUUACCAGGCUACAGCUAUCAUGGGUGCGAUUACAGAUGCUAUGGUGCUUGCGGUGCCGAUACCCGUUGUUAUACCACUGCAGAUUUCGAGAAGGCAAAAGAUUGGGUUGAUUUGCUUCUUUGGUGUUGGUGGAGUUACUGUCUUCACAUCAAUCAUGAGACUGAUUGCGUUGAUUCGGUCCAUGGGCAACGUCGACCAAUCCUGGGGCGGUGGACCUGUUCUUCUUUGGAUCUUCGCCGAAGCCAAUCUCUCCAUCAUUUGCGCAACUCUCACAACAGUCAAACCAUUCAUCAAACACAUCUCUCCAAGGAUUCUCGGCUCCUCAUACGGAGCGUCAAAAGCAGGCAUGUCAAACCCAAGCGCACCACCAACCAUUGGAGCAAUCUCCACUGGCGGUCUGCCCAGACAUGACCAUUAUGAACGGUUUGACGAUGGGCCGAUGUAUCCAUUGCAGACUGUCACCAAAGCAGAGGCAUCAAGGGGUCAGGAUAAUAAGAACGGAGGAUCACGCUCGGUCACACGGCCAAUGUCAGGGGAUAGUCAAGGAGAUUCGGAUUCUGAAAAGGCAAUUCUGCAGACGCGUACUACAACAGUGACAUAUUCUUAG
Messenger RNA from Fusarium subglutinans, 1098 nucleotides. RefSeq lists its product as uncharacterized. The coding region runs from base 1 to 1098 and encodes 365 amino acids. Lineage: Eukaryota; Fungi; Ascomycota; Sordariomycetes; Hypocreales; Nectriaceae. The record is from RefSeq and is a predicted model, not a curated record. The transcript is spliced from 4 exons.